Myotis myotis is the source of this 368-nucleotide messenger RNA. It is a transcript of the gene TFF3, whose product is annotated as trefoil factor 3. The coding region runs from base 1 to 243 and encodes 80 amino acids. The transcript has 3 exons. The record is from RefSeq and is a predicted model, not a curated record. Gene Ontology annotation, biological process: maintenance of gastrointestinal epithelium. NCBI's taxonomy places the organism in Eukaryota, Metazoa, Chordata, Mammalia, Chiroptera, Vespertilionidae.
AUGGAGGCCAGAGUGCUCUGGCUGCUGGCGGUGGUCCUGGCCUUGGGGAUCUCCAGCUCGUCUGCGCAGUACGUGGGCCUGUCGGAGAGCCAGUGUGCCAUCCCGGCCAAGGACAGGGUGGACUGCGGUUACCCCGAGGUCACCCCCGAGCAGUGCAACAACCGGGGCUGCUGCUUCGACUCCAGCAUCCCCGAGGUGCCCUGGUGCUUCAAGCCUCUGCAGGAGACAGAAUGUACAUUUUGAAGCCACGCCCACUGUCCUGCACACCAUGGGAGGUGAAUUUCCACACUCCUCCGACGUCCUGCCUGCUCAUCUCUGCUUUUCUAGCCCCUGCUCCCUGCCAGGCUCUGGCUGAAAGCUGGCGCCUG